AUGGACGACGACGACGACGACGACCCCGACCACAACGACUACCCCUCGGCCGCCUCCCAGCAGGCCAUUGGCUCCCAUGUUGACCUCGCCGCUGCGUCUAACCUCUUGGCAAACGGCGGUGGCGGCGGAGGCGGCGGCCCUCGUACAUCAACCCCUUCGGCCGCCCAGCACCAGCAGCACUCACAACAUCCCCAGCACCAGCAACACCAAACCCAGGACAUGUCGCAGGCUCUUCUCCCCCACCAACUCCAGCAGCAGCAGCAGCAGCAGCAGCCCCAGGCCCAGAUGCAAGCCUCCCACCAGUCCGUGGACCCGUCGCUCGUCAAAACUACCGAGGUUUUUGCCCACGAGUCUGGCUACAGCGGGCUCAACGUCGAGAGCGCCUUGGCUAAACGCCUGGCCCGCGAACCCGGCCACCGCCUUGCCCAGCAGCGCCGUCCCGACCAGCUUCUCAAUCUCGCCCGCCGCAGCAACGUCGAAGCCCUCUUUGCCCACAUCGCCGGCGAGCCUGCCCACGUCCCAUGCAAGAACUGCCACAAGGGCCACGGCCCCUGGACAAGCUGCAUCGUGGUCGAGGGCCAGAUGUGCGGCAGCUGCGCAAACUGUUGGUUCAACGCCAGCGGCGCUAGAUGCAGUUUCCACGAGACUCGAAACCCGCAGCUGGCACAGCAGCAGCAGCAGCAGCAGCAGCAGCACCCGCCAAUCAUACCCACCAGUGCUGUCGGCCUGUCAGCUACCGAUCCAACCUACCACUAUCCCACCCCCCAUAGUCUAGCCCAUGCCACCAUCGUGGGGGGAGCCGUAGCCCACCCCGCCCUGCUAACCAGCAACCCCAUGUUGCAGCAGAUGGUGACCCGCGCCAUGACGGACGUGCGCGGGGCCGACAAGGCCACGAGACAGCUGAUCCUGAUCGACAUCACGGCGAAGCAGCUGGCCCUGCAGAUUGUCGAGUACGAGGAAAUGGCGGCAGGCCAGGACCCGCAGCAGCAGCAGCAGCAGCAGCCCGGCGGCCCCGGCAUCUCGCGCCAAGGCGGCAUGGGCGACGACACGGGGGCCUGA
This is a messenger RNA of Lasiosphaeria miniovina, 1059 nucleotides long. RefSeq lists its product as uncharacterized. Gene Ontology annotation, molecular function: transcription coactivator activity; transcription factor binding. Gene Ontology annotation, cellular component: mediator complex. Bases 1 to 1059 code for a protein of 352 amino acids. The transcript is spliced from 2 exons. The record is from RefSeq and is a predicted model, not a curated record. Gene Ontology annotation, biological process: positive regulation of transcription by RNA polymerase II. NCBI's taxonomy places the organism in Eukaryota, Fungi, Ascomycota, Sordariomycetes, Sordariales, Lasiosphaeriaceae.